ACACAAUCUAGCAUCUUUUGAGAAGACCGAGGUACUGUUACAGGCGAAUAGCUUUCGCGCAUAAGCUAUCGUUUGAAGCAACCUCACUGGUUUCCCCUGCUCGUUUGGGGUUUUUUCGUCAUGUUGUUUCAUGUCCUUAUUCUUCUAACAUGGCUGACAACAACUCCAGUUCUUGUCAGUUCACUGGCGCAAACUGACCUCGAUUACAUGUCAUCCUUCCUCAACGUACGCUAUGACGUCAUAGACAACUUCAUCGACACUUGGCUCCAGUACAAAGCACGUGUCACGCUUUCCAACAAACGAACCAUCGCCGUCACGAAAGGGAACUGGGCAAUAUACUUCUGCAGCAUUCGCAUCGUAGAGCCCGAUCAUUUACCACACAAUCCCCAGGGGUAUAUAGUCCCUGGAGGUCCCGGGGUCAAGCUGACUCAUAUCAAUGGGUGCCUUCAUAAAAUGGAACCUACGGACGACUUUGAGGACCUGGGUCCGGGCUCUGAAGUUAAGGUGGAAUUUAAGGUGAAGUAUUUUGCUGUUGCUAGGACGGAUAUUAUGCCUAAUUGGUAUGUAGCUGCGAGUGGACUGGAACCUAGGACCAUUAAGAACACAAUAGGAGAGGGGCUGGAGUUUGUUGGCGAUUUUAAGAGUGAGAAACAAUGGAGGCGUUACACAGAAGACCAAUACCAUCCUUAUUCACCUGAACAGCGAUAUGAUAAGAUUGAUAUCAAAGACUUAGGAGCCUCGCCUUUACUGCUGAUACCGACGCCAUUACACGUGUCUGGAUGGAAUAACACACAACGAAUGAGUCUUGUGAAAACCACGUGGACAAUGUCUGUUGGGAGUGGACUUAAAAAUGAGGCCACAUUCUUAGCAGAAAACGUGAACGACACUAAACGAACACCAUCCAUGCCUGACCCUGUGAAGGACAUCAAGCUAGAGCUGGGUGAUCCCAACGUCACAAUAGCUGGCAAGAAAUCAACCAAUCAGGAAGCGUAUAGUCUUGACGUGGAUGUUUCAAAGCUGACCAUUAAAGUGGUUGGUUUGACUUCAACUGCGGUGUUUUAUGGGAUUCAGAGCCUGUUGGCGAUGAUCGACGAGAAAGGAACGGUUCCCAAGGUAACCAUCAAGGACGUCCCUAGAUACGAGUACAGGGGUAUGCAUCUAGAUGUUGGUCGUAACUUCAAAAGCAAGAAGACGGUGUUGCGUUUCCUAGACAUGCUAGCAGCCUAUAAGUUUAAUAAGUUCCACUUUCAUCUGUGCGAGGACGAGGGAUGGAGACUGGAAAUACCUGGACUGGAAGAGCUAACACAGGUUGGAUCUAAACGUUGUCACGAUCUACAAGAAAGAAAGUGCCUCAUUCCACAGCUUGGUUCACCCCCCGAAGGCACGACAACCCGGCAACACUACACUCAAAGUGAAUACCAAGAGAUCCUAAGACAUGCAAAGAAGCUCCAUAUUGAAGUUAUUCCAGAGUUUGACAUGCCAGGCCACAGCCACGCGGCCAUCAAAUCAAUGGAAGCUCGUUAUCAUCGCCUAAAGACAGUCAACGUAACAGACGCCGAGAAGUACCUUCUAACGGAGUUAGGAGACCCUUCUAGAUACAUGACCGUUCAAUGGUUCACAGACGAUGCUACCAACCCUUGUAUUGAGUCGACUUACAAUUUCGUUGAGCACGUAGUCGAGGAAUUAGUACGCAUGCACCAAAGUAUACAACCGCUGAAGUUGUAUCACUUCGGUGGCGACGAGGUCGCUAAGGGGGCGUGGACCAACUCAAGUGCGUGUAAAAAACUGGCUUCUCGCUUAGGGUAUGAUUUCAAAGCCAAAGAUAUUGUUGAUAAACUCAAAGACUAUUUUGUACAGCGGGUUGCUAAUAUAACGCAGGAAAAGGGACUGGGUCUAGCUGGCUGGGAAGACGGUCUACUUGGUCCGAACUACGUGCCAUACAAGAGAGAGAACAUCAAAAACGAUAAUGUGUAUGGCUAUGCGUGGAGAGGAGGAGGUCAAAGGACUCAUAAUUUGGCCAAUGCUGGUUACAAGGUGGUUUUAUCUCAAGCAACGUACAACUACUUUGACCACCCGUACGAACCUGACCCGGAAGAGCGUGGGUACUACUGGGCUGCUCGGUACACAGACACUCGGAAAACAUUCGGGUUUAUUCCGGAAAAUCUUUAUGCGAAUGUGCGAGUGAAUCGCUGGGGGAAAGCCGUUACGAGAGAGAAGCUUUGCAAGGAAGAUGGCUCGUGUCCUGAAUUGAAGAAGAAGGAAAAUAUUGUUGGUAUGGCGGGAGCCCUGUGGACUGAGACUGUACGCACCGCUGACCAAAUGGACAGCAUGAUUUACCCAAGACUCUUAGCGCUCGCAGAGCGUGCGUGGCACAAGGCAUCCUGGGAAGACAUUAGCGACGAGACCGAGAGAGAUAAAAAGACUACAGAGGACUGGGAAAAGUUCGCGAAUUUCUUGGGAUAUACAGAACUUAAACGUCUAGACAGACUUGGUAUUAAAUAUCAUAUUCCUGUUCCUGGAGCAAAAUCCAGUAAUCGAAAGAUUCUUACGAAGACAGCUAUCCCAGGCCUUACUGUGCAGUAUUCAGAUGACAAUGGACAGACAUGGCGUGACAUACCAGAUGAAGUACACGGCAAGGUCUUACUUGCGACAAGAUCAGCGGAUGGGAGAAGACUUAGCAGGAGUGUGGAAUAUCAGGGAUCUACUGUGAAGUCUUCAAGUCCUACUCCAUCAGUAAAUCAUUGUUUGGUCCUCAUUUCUGUAAUCUCUCUAGUUUGGUGCGUCUUCUCGAGGAUUUAGCUUUAGCUCAGUUUAGUUUGUGAACAAAGUUUAGAAGCUUAGAGUGCAACUACUGUAACCAGGUUCACUUAGACCACUUAGACAAGAGAACCAAUUAAAAUGUAGAAUGAAAACAA
Actinia tenebrosa (Australian red waratah sea anemone) is the source of this 2915-nucleotide messenger RNA. RefSeq lists its product as uncharacterized. Gene Ontology annotation, cellular component: membrane. The record is from RefSeq and is a predicted model, not a curated record. Gene Ontology annotation, molecular function: beta-N-acetylhexosaminidase activity; polysaccharide binding. Gene Ontology annotation, biological process: carbohydrate metabolic process; glycosaminoglycan metabolic process. Lineage: Eukaryota; Metazoa; Cnidaria; Anthozoa; Actiniaria; Actiniidae.